Molecule: messenger RNA, 1353 nt
Organism: Theileria equi strain WA
Lineage: Eukaryota; Apicomplexa; Aconoidasida; Piroplasmida; Theileriidae
Exons: 1
Coding region: 504-1055 (183 amino acids)
Source: RefSeq, a predicted model, not a curated record
GUAUGUACUAGGAUAUUAACUUUGUAACGGCUCUAUUACGUGUUAAAGCUCUGCUCUUUGGCAUGUUAUUUAUUCUUCUAUACCUUUUAGAGAAUAUUUACGGUGAUUUGCCCCUUUGCUUUCAUGAAUAUAUUGUUUCUCCAGGUGGUUCCUUAUCAUUCUUCUUCCUCCUUUCUUCCAUCUUUUGGUCAAACUCUUCAACGGUUAUGGUUCUCCACCCAGAAUCGUCUUUGAUGAACCUAUCAUAUGCGACAAAGUCACUCCUUCCACAAACAGCAAUGGUGAGAAGUGGUGGAAACUUCUCAUGUGCCAAACAACUGACAUAUCCACACCUUUCAUGUAGUUUUGCUGUCCAUAUAACAGUGGAGCCGUCCACAACCUUGGUGAAUGUCCCAUCUAUUGUCCUCUUGUAGGUUCCAUAGAGAGGAGAGUAUUUCUUCUGCUUAUAACCAUUAUCAACAUCAUCAACAAGUUUUAUAAAGUGGUUCUUUGACUUCUGUGCAAUGUCAAGAGUAAACUCGUCGACCACUGGGAGGGGUGUCUUGGUCAGUAAAACUUUCCUAAAAUAUUCAAGUUCCCUCAUGGCAUCUUCAAAGGGCAGAAUAUCAGUAGUAUUAGACUCGGAUUCUGUUCCAGUUGCUCUAUCACUUGGAUUCUCCAAAGGGUCAUCAGAGAACUUCAGUUCAAUCUUGGAAUCUUCUAAUCGUCCCACAGGUUCUGAUCCAUCAUUAGGUUCUUCAAAUGCCAAAGGAGUAGAAGCUUCUGGUGAAUGUUCUGGUUCAGUAGACUUUGGAUCUUCUACCUUAUCAACUGCCAAUUCUUUCCUAUUAGAUUCUUCAGGGGUAGAUACUUCUACAGACUCUGCAGGUUCCUCCAGAGAAACUCUUUGUUCAGUAACCUUAGUCUCUUGCUCGUCCUCCCUAUGCUCUUCAGAAGGUGCAGAAAACUCCUUCAUGGAGCGAAGCCUAUCUUCGAAGUAUCUCUUGUCCACAGUCUUCCACACACUACCAUUCUUUUCAAAACAAAAGGUCUCAUCUCCGGCACCCCUUGUAUAGACACUGAGAAGAGAAGAGUAUCCUUCCCUGGAGAAUAAGUAGGUACCAACAGACCUUACACCCUUACUAGUCCAUACAUCAGAUCCUCCAUCUAUGAUGGCUACUAGAGAAUAUCCGUCCUUGGGAACAAAUGCUCUAUGACCAACUCCAUGAAUCAAAUCAUCAGCCAGAGAGAAUAAGGAAGAGUCUGGAGAAGAGAGAUCAAGAGUGACGGUCUCUUCACAUGUCACAAAUCUGCCUACAUUGAUGCAGAAUAAAACAAACACAUGUAUCAUUUUAUAUCAUGGCUAAUGUGUGU